UCGUCGGAACGCUGUGCGCUAUCCGCCUCCGGAGCAUCUGGGCCGUUCGUUUUUGUUUUAAUAGCUUCUUUUAAAUAAUUUCCAAGAUGACGUCUCGACGGAUGACGCGAGAGACUUUUGACACCCUCAUGCAAGUUAAGGCGAAACGGUACCGACUAGAUCGAAGUGACCCCAUCGGUGAGGCGCUCCAUCAACUUAGAGUUCAUUCACGUCCAGCUGCCCGGACCCAGUAUGAGGAGGAGGAGGGUGACUUCCAUGAUAAUGGGAAGCUCACGCUAAGUGAUUGGCGACAGGAGCCAAGAAGCGAUUAUACUCUGCCUUCCUACAGAUCAAGCAGCCAAGUUGCUGAAGAGGAAGAUUAUUACGAUGAAAGCAGCACUCAACCACUUUCCCGCAACCGAGACUAUGUUCAGCUGCCUUCACGUGAGCGAGAAUAUAGUCAUUCCAUUUCUGUGGAAAGGGACUAUGCUGGCUCAUCAUCUAGAGACCGGGACUAUGGUCGUUCGGCCUCCCGCGAACAGAACUACAGCCACAGCGUCUCUUCUAGAGAACCAUCCAAACACUACAAUGCCAGCUACCGCUCUUCAGAGCUCUUGGGAAACAUUAGGUCUCUGGGAAUUUUGGAAGAUGACUUUGGGACUGCACAUGGAUCAGAUUAUGACCUGGAAUAUGGCCUUGAGCAAGAAAGAAAAUUCAGCCCGUCUUUACUCGUUGGGAGAGGAAAGGGAAGAGGUACACGGGGAAAGUGUGGAGUGGCCACACAUGGCCUAGCCCAAAAUAAAGUAGAGGUAGCCAUUCCUGCCAAGAAAUGGGGAGCUAAAAAUUUGCUGCUAGCAGAUGAUCCCAUAGCAGAACCAACUGAACAUGCCCGGCAGAGAAUUGUACCUUCUCAUCGCCCGCGGUUGUACAUGAAACCUCAAGAGAAAGAGCUCAAACUGGACCUUGUUGACCCUUCUGAUAUUUUUUCAACCUUUGGGGUGGAAAUUAUCAAAUGGGCUGGCUUUGAUGAAAUACAGCGGGACCCAGAGUAUUCAGAACUCUUCCAAGUGCUAUUCACACUGGAGACUGAGACCUGUGCCAAGAUGCUGGCCUCAUUCAAGUGUUCAUUGAAGCCUGAGCACCAAGACUUUUGCCUCUCCAGUAUCAAAACGCUGCAGCACAUGGCUCUGAGGACACCCAGGGUGGAUGGCCAAUUCUUGAACCUUCUCAUGGAGAAACAGGUGAUGGCGACCAAGAACUCCUUCUUUGAGGUGAUUGGGCCCUUUGACCGGUAUGUGAUGAAGCUCCAGAACUACCUCCUGAAGAGCUCCACACCUCUCCUCAUGGCCUGCAAUAGCUUUGAGCUCAGCAUCAAGACCAGCAGCUUCAAUGACCCAACCCAGAUGGCUGCUGCUUUCAAGACCACCCUCUCCCUCUGCCGCAAGUCAUUGGCCCUUCUUGGGCAGACCUUUGCCCUGGCCACAACUUUCAGGCAGGAGAAAAUCCUAGAAGCCCUCAGCAUCCAGGAAGGGGCUCCUUCGCCCACCCUGUUCCCCAAUUUCGACACCUCUGCCUUGUUUGGGAGAGAGUACAUUGAUCAAUUGCAGAGCUGGCUGGAGAAAACCAGUACCAAGAUGCAGUUAAAGAAACCUGCCACUGCUCUUCAGUCUGAAAGCUCCAGGAACACUUUGGAAACCCGGCCCAAGAUUAAGAUCCUGCAACGUGCUGAUCGGAAAGUCAUUGCAACAAUUGAAAAGCUAGUCGAGAACAUGGUCUCUGGUACGCUGUCGGGAAAAGAGAAAGCUGCGCUGAGAAGCAAACCAGAAUAUUGGUUUUUGCGUGAUGAGGAAAGCCUGGAGCACAAGUAUUACAAGCUAAAACUGUCUGAGGCGGAGAGACUGAUGGCCAAGGAAGGCACGAAGGAGGUGGAAAAAACAACCAGGCCAUGCGAGUCAGAUGCCUUGCGGAGGGUUCUGUAUGCUAAGAAAAUAGCCAGCCUCAAGAAGAAGUUCUUCAGGGGGAGGAGACCUGGAAUCCUGCAACGGGCUGCUCGAGCCAAGAAAGCCAAAAGAGUGACAGUGGGGACCCAGACGCUUCUCUCUGCUGGGAUGAUGCUGAAACCACAGUCUCUGGCACCACAGAGCACCCAGAGCCCUGAGGGUGCACCAGCAGGCCCUUCGUCUGACACAGCCAGCACUUCUGCAUCUACUGUCAGUCCUGAAGAGGCAUCAUGUUCAGGGGAUGGUUCGACCACUGAGGGCCCAUUGGGACUGCCAGAAAAUCCUCCAUCUUUGGAGUGCCAGUUCCCAGAUGUGGAUCCCAAAACCAUGAUAACUGCUCAGAAGCUGGCUGAGUUUGUUGCUGAAGUCGUACCUGAAAUUGAACAAUUUAGCAUUGAGAACAGUGCGGACAAUCCAGAUCUGUGGUUUUUGCAAGAUCGAGAGAGCUCUGCCUUCAAGUUCUAUCGCCUGAAAAUUCGCCAGCUCUGCCCAUUGAUAAACUUCGGAGAUGCAGAGGAAUCUGCUGAAGCCCAUGAGAGUCCUGGUGCCAUGGAAGGUGACUGGGAGAACCAGGACGAAAUGGGUCCUCGAAGUGAAAUGGAAGGCGAGGAAAAAGAUGAAGGCACUAGGCCAACAGAGAGUUCAAAUGCAGCUGCGGAAGGAGAGGCCAGCACAGCUGCCGUGGGUCUCUCAGAACCGUCUACCCACAAACCUGCACGGGGCACACCGUAUGGGCGCAAGAGGAUCAGUAGCAAAUCUUUGAAAGUGGGUCUGAUCCCAGCCUCAAAGAGAGUCUGUCUCAUAGAUGAGCCAAAAGUUCAUGACCCAGUCCGAAUUGCUUAUGACCGACCACGUGGCUAUUCAACAUAUAAAAAUAAAAAGCAAACUUCAAAAGACUUGGAGUUUUGCAACAAGCGCCUGAACCAGAAGAAUAUUGGCUUCCAGAUGCUUCAGAAGAUGGGCUGGAAAGAGGGACUGGGGCUCGGAGCCCAGGGCAAAGGCAUCAAGGAGCCCGUCAAAGUGGGCUCUACCUCUGCAGGGGAGGGCUUGGGUACUGGGGAAAAGAAAGAAGAUAACUUUGCAACCUUCCGUCAGAGAAUGAUCCAGAUGUAUUACUUAAGAAGAGCCAAUAAAUAGAAUGGCUUUUGGCCUUUGAACCAAACAGUAAUGAUUAUUGCAAGAUGUCUCUGCUCUUCCUGAGUGGAGCAUCUCAUGAGAAAUCCAUUUUGGAAGAGUCCCCAUUCCCCCCGCUUUGGAGCUUCCAAAUAACCACGGAGAUUAACAUUCCCAGAAUCCUAGGACGAGUUGUCUGUUCCUGAGAUGAAGAAAAAGCCAGUGCAGUUUCCCAUCAAAGGCUGUUGGUCUUUUGAAAAGGAUUUGUAUGUAUCUCUUUUGAGCAAGAGGAAACUGACCAUCUCAGUACAAAAUCUACCCAACUUCAGUUUCACAUUCUUCAACGUUACUUCUGAAUAGCUUUGCCUCCUGGACUGUAGCAAAGCACCAUGAUAUCUGUGAUUCAGCCUAUUCAUUGAGCACCAAAUGUUUUGUUUUGAAGAAACCAGCAAGUAAGAACUAACUAUCUUAGAACUAUAGGUUAUUUAAGUUUCACAUUUGUUUCAUGGACUCUCUGUGUCUCAAAAGUUCCCUUACUACCAGCCAACUGGUAUAUUGAUCUUUCGUUUGGUCUGGAUUUCUGCAUUUAUCAAAAAUAUUCUUGGUCAAUUUUACCUCGACAAAGAAAUCUCUGUGUUCUGCAAGAUGCUAUCUUCGUGCUUUGGAAGCAAGACUUGUGUGAAAUGCAUAUGUUUGUUUUGUGACUUCAGGGCAUCACUAAAGAAUCUAUAAUAACGGGUUUUUGAUGCUAGUGACCGGCCCUCUUCAGAAUUACUUCUUCCUGUUUCUUUUUCUCUCCCAUUUAUGCCAAGACUUCCAUUGAUAAAAAUGACACCCUAAGGAAAACCCUACUUAAGAAUUGAUUGUGACGUGAAUUAAAAACUCUUUCAAAUGCUGAGUUUAAGCAUAUUCUCAAACCAGUAUUACUUGGAGUUCCUAGGUAAAGCUGUCCUUUGGCUUUUCCAUACCAGUCUACAAAAGGUUUCUUCAUCUUGUUGCUGGGGGUGAGCGUCCCUUUGUCCAGGGAUGCUCUUUCCCCAUAACCACGUGUUUAUGUGUGGAUUUUGUAACAGGCAUGAGUUCAAACUCACCCACUCUGUAUGGGUGGGCGAGCUGAGCUGUGUGCAGGACAGAUUUUCUAUGGGGAAUCCUACAUCUCCAUGGUUGGGUGUCAUUCCCUGACUGCUCCUGUACAAUGAUGCUCUUUUCCGCUCCGGGAAACUCCAAAUAAAUUAAUCUUGAAGACAGUAGCUUUUGAGCUUCAUGCUGCUGAGCACUUUCUCAAAUGCAGUUCUCUGGCUUUCAAAAGUUUAAGAGCAGUUCAUGCAGACUGAUUCAUUCAUGGCCGCUGGUGAAGAUGCCUGGUGCUUCUCUGGACCAGAAGAGACGAACAAAUUUCCCUUUUAUUGGCCAAACGGGUAACUGCCUUGAAGUGUGGCCACGGCACUUUUUCAUUUUCCUGUUUUACCACCUUAUAUUUUAUAAGGAGAAAAGGUGGAGCUUUGUCCAACACAUGAAUGUAAAUGGUCAAAAUAAAUUUGUCCAACAUGAUGAGAACAAAUGGUCAAAUUAAAAAGGGACAACCUUUUUUAUGAAUCGGAAAGUGAUUUCCCCCCCAUCAGUGGGCUGAAUGGUGAAGCUUCUACUGUGUUUGAACCACAUUUUGUGGUUGUAUUUUGCAGUCAGAAUUCCUUCUUCUUUCCCAUUGAUAGGAGCAUUUUCUAUCUUGACUUCAGAGCUUGCAGAGAGCGAGAUGCAUAUCCGAUGUAUUCUCCAACACUUUGGGAUUGGAAAAGGGAGGGAGCUUGCCUUUCCCAACCAGUUCUAAUGGUCUCUGUGGUUUGAAAACAAGAGGCUGUUUUGGGAAUGCAUUGGCUUAACAAUGGGAGACACUGUUCCCCCAUUGUUCUGAACCCAGUUUUCAUGGGGUUGGAAUGGCCCUUGCCAAUCUGAGCUCGCUUCAGAGCUGUGUGAAUGUAACUGAAAAAUGCAAUUUAAAAAUGAACACUAAUUCUUGGGGUGCAGCCAAGGAGAAACCUCAAUCUCCAAUUUUCCCGGUUAGCUUUCCUCCUAUUGAAGAUCUGGUUUGGGACAAAGUUAACAGAGCAACACUGGUAUUUUAAAUUCCCAGUGUUGCUUUUUCAAUCCACUUCACUUUGGAUCUCGAGUGGCUGGUUUGACCAAGAUUAGCGCCUUUCCGCUGUGUGUUCAAAACCUGCUUUUCGCAGGUCACUCCGCCAUCUCAAUGCAUUUGCCAAAAGAGAGAGAGAGAGAAUUAAAGUACUGUCUUGAUAGCCAUGUCUAUUCACUGGUUUUUCUAUUGUUCUAGUUUUCCAGGCUCUCUGUCAUGAAGACCACAAGCAUCCAGGAACACUAUUCACUCCGUCACUAGGGCCUGUGUGUCUCACCUUUUCGUUUGGAAUUGUGCGAUUUUUCCCCCUUAGUGCUUCUUGAACAGAAUUGUUUGGUUCUUCUCCCCUUCCUGUGGCAUUGAACAGUCCUGAUGAGUAACUAGUAGACGUCUAUAAACCUAUUUGACUUUCCUUUAAAAAAAUGUUUAAAUGGCAUGUAAUCCUUUUUUUAAUUAAAAAAACACUUUACAAUAAACUUAAAUGAGGGGAAAGCAUUCCAACCAUUUCCCCUUCACUUGUUUUCAA
This is a messenger RNA of Sceloporus undulatus (fence lizard), 5749 nucleotides long. It is a transcript of the gene SUGP2, whose product is annotated as SURP and G-patch domain containing 2. The coding region runs from base 87 to 3116 and encodes 1009 amino acids. Gene Ontology annotation, molecular function: RNA binding. The transcript is spliced from 12 exons. Gene Ontology annotation, biological process: RNA processing. Gene Ontology annotation, cellular component: nucleoplasm. The record is from RefSeq and is a predicted model, not a curated record. Lineage: Eukaryota; Metazoa; Chordata; Lepidosauria; Squamata; Phrynosomatidae.